AUGUCCCUGAACGAGAACACCGGCAAGAAGCGCCGCGCCACCUCCGAGGUCGAGGGCGACGCGACUCCCCCCACGAAGAAGGCUAGGUCCGACGAUGAGUGCAGCGAGACGACCUCCUCUUCGGAGGAGAGUGAAGACGCAGAUGCCAUUGACGAGAUAUUCGACUUGGUGUGCCGAGCCACUUCCCUCUGGGAAGAGUGGAGGGCACGAGCGACAGACAGAAACAGGGCUGAGACGAGGCGUAGUGCCUCGGUUCAGCUCCUGGGGCUCGCUAGUACCCAUUGCGAGGACACGAGAUUGGCUCUGCUCCAGGCGGUCUCGGCCAGCGAUAACACUCUCGAGAGAGUCGUCACCGUCCACGACGCCAUGGGACGCUGGCGUGAGGCGCUUAGUAUCAAGAUCCAAGCAGAAAUUGUCCGGCUCUCGGACUACGCGGCUUACAACAAGGCCGAAGAGGCAGCUGACAAGGCCUCCAGAGCCUGCGUUGAGUGGUUUUGCGCCGAUGGGGUCCGCCGUGGCGACGGCUACUUUGCAGCGGCCCGCUUCAGCGACCUCUUCGAGGACAUGUUCCCCGAUAGCGGCACUUGGGGCGAGGAGUUCAAGGCCGUCCUCAAGCGUCUCGCUGACGCCACUCACCGUGACGCGGUCCCGAAGUGA
Messenger RNA from Vanrija pseudolonga, 657 nucleotides. RefSeq lists its product as uncharacterized. The transcript is spliced from 2 exons. The record is from RefSeq and is a predicted model, not a curated record. Lineage: Eukaryota; Fungi; Basidiomycota; Tremellomycetes; Trichosporonales; Trichosporonaceae. Bases 1 to 657 code for a protein of 218 amino acids.